AGGUUUUAUUUCGCCUCUUUUGUUGCGGCAGUCAGUUUAACCACAUGUGAGUACGCUUUUCCUGUCGAAUUUAGUUAAUUGUUUAAAAAAGGCAUUCAAAUUAAUAAUUCUCUUAAAGGGUAGCAUCAGAUUAUAAUAAAUAAAAAUGGCAGAAAUGGAUGAUCAUCACUUCGAGACUGGCGAUUCUGGUGCUUCUCAAACCUACCCUAUGCAAUGUUCGGCUCUACGUAAGAAUGGGUUUGUCAUGUUAAAAGGUCGUCCCUGUAAGAUCGUUGAAAUGUCGACUUCUAAGACUGGAAAGCACGGCCAUGCUAAAGUUCACAUGGUUGGCAUUGACAUUUUUACAAAUAAGAAAUACGAAGAUAUUUGCCCAUCUACUCAUAAUAUGGACGUGCCACACGUUAAAAGAGAAGACUACCAGUUAACCGAUAUAAGUGAUGAUGGUUAUUUAACUUUGAUGUCAGACAACGGCGAUAUAAGGGAGGAUCUUAAAAUUCCAGAAGGUGACUUAGGAAAUUCCCUUAGAUCUGAUUUUGAAAACGGAAAGGAUCUUCUCUGCACAGUACUCAAAUCUUGUGGUGAGGAAUGCGUUAUUGCUAUUAAAACCAACACUGCUCUCGACAAGUAGACCUCAAAGUCAUCUUUUUGCUUUAAGUUUCUGCGGGAGUUUCAGAGUUGGAAGUAUGUGU
Teleopsis dalmanni is the source of this 689-nucleotide messenger RNA. RefSeq names its product eukaryotic translation initiation factor 5A (gene eEF5). Gene Ontology annotation, molecular function: translation elongation factor activity; RNA binding; ribosome binding. The transcript has 4 exons. Lineage: Eukaryota; Metazoa; Arthropoda; Insecta; Diptera; Diopsidae. The record is from RefSeq and is a predicted model, not a curated record. Bases 146 to 628 code for a protein of 160 amino acids. Gene Ontology annotation, biological process: positive regulation of translational termination; positive regulation of translational elongation.